GUUUUUUUCGCUUUUUCAUAGACGUGCUUCUAGCAACAGUGUUGCUAUGUCAACAGAAGCUGAUGUAAACACAGGAAGUAGAACGAAAACAUCUUUUUAGGGACUUCUGAUAAGACAACAAGUGUCAGAGUUGCAGAUGGAGGCCUCGGCACAGAACAGACUUGGGGGGGGACUGUGGAACAACCCCAGAGCCACCCAGUACAGCAGAGAGACCCAGGAUCUGCUCAGAUUGAUGAUGCAGGAAUCAAAGCUCAACAACCUGCAGAGAAAGAAGAUUAACGAAUGCCUGCAGAAUGGAGCAACACUACCACUCACCUCUGAUCCCACAUCAUCAUCAGCUCUUCCUCAGGCUAAACCCUGUAAAUCUGUCAAGAAAUGCUUCUCAGGCAAGCCUCAGAGACGAAGUGCUGAAUCCUGUCGUUCUGGGGACGGAUAUACAAGAGAAAAGUUCCGUCCUGGUCCUACAAGAGACUUAGAGAAAGAGAAGAGGAGGCUUCAGAAUAUUUUGGCAACCGGACAAGAAGAACCAGAGGCUGAAUCGUCCCAAAAUGAUUCAGCAAGACUGAACUCGGAGGAGAAAGACAGAUUUGAAGAAGUGCUGGAUGAAAUAGAGGAGAGAAGAGAGUUUCUGGAGCAUAUGGCCUCUCUGGGCCAGGAGAAACCAUACAUUAACCUCAUCAACACAGAGAUAUCACAGAGAAUUCAGGAACUGAAGGUGUUGGAAAAGGCACAGAGUCCAGAGAUGGAUGCUGUGACGUCUGAGAAGAAAGAGGAGAUUGCAGAUCAAAAGCCGGGGACUUAAAGAGACAGUGACAGAGACUCACUGCCACCGACUAGAGACAUGGAAAUACUUCAAUGUAAUGUGACGUAAUAAUAUGUCAUAGCUGAUCAGCAACACUCGACUUCAUAAGCCUUCAGUUUUGAGUGUAUCUGGAAAUUAAAACAAAAAAAAAGACAUGAA
Molecule: messenger RNA, 961 nt
Organism: Notolabrus celidotus (New Zealand spotty)
Lineage: Eukaryota; Metazoa; Chordata; Actinopteri; Labriformes; Labridae
Gene: c7h22orf23
Product: chromosome 7 C22orf23 homolog
Exons: 7
Coding region: 137-802 (221 amino acids)
Source: RefSeq, a predicted model, not a curated record